Messenger RNA from Trichoderma asperellum CBS 433.97, 815 nucleotides. The record is from RefSeq and is a predicted model, not a curated record. NCBI's taxonomy places the organism in Eukaryota, Fungi, Ascomycota, Sordariomycetes, Hypocreales, Hypocreaceae.
GUAUCAUCCAGCCCCUCUUAUCAACCAGACGGCGUGCUCUAGCGGCUUUCUGCUCUAGAGCUCAGGUACAGACGCUCACAGUCUAGUUUGUUUAGCAGCAGAAGAGCAGAAGCUUUAGGAAACUAAAUGGGUGCCACUCCGCACCAUUACGGAGCAGAGAUCGCCCCAAACCGGAGAAUCCAUGGUCCGUUCAACGCCAGUUGAGAGUCGAGAGAAAUUGGCAAAAUGUCACUGCACCCAAAACGGCGUUGGCACACAAUCCAAUCCAAUCCAAUCCAGCUCGGCAAGAUGCCGCACAUCGCCAGAUGAGAUUUUCCCUCGAGUAGCGUCGUGUGGCGUUCCAAAUCGCCAUGCUAGUGCUGCAGCCAUGCCGCCCCUUCCAUCUUCAUCCAUCCUUCAGGCGCGGGAUGCUGAGCUCCAAGGAAUCUCCAAAAGUCAGCACAUGUACAAAUACCGCUUGCAAGACGCAUCGACGAGCACGGCCGCUAGCAUGCUCUCCUGUUUGAGCUCCUUUAUCAAGUACCGGUACUCCUGCCAGGUACAGCGUAUGCAGAGCGUGCACGGCCACGCCGCAUGCGAGGGCCCCCUCUUUGGCCGCCGCAACGGCGAGGCUCCGAGCAUGCUAAUUGCAGGACUCGCAAGGGCACAGGCGUACAGUAGGAGAAAGGCCACUGGUCCCUCCACUGCAAUUUCACGAGCUUGAUUAUGCGGUUCCGGACGGCGAUGGAGCUUCCCGAAGAGGCCUCUGCCAAAGCCCAAAAGCCAAGUCGAUGACUUGCCUCCUGCAUUAGUGGCCUCUGUCCAGCCAAUGUAAC